AUGGCCGCGUUGGUUCAACUUUCUUUGCUCGUGUUUGGUGUUUUGGGAGUGGAGUGCCAGCCCCGUGUUAGCCUGGGCGGUCUCGGUACUCUACUCGGGGAAACGGUCCACUAUCUCCGGGAGGGCUACCCGGCCAAAGACGUCUACAUCGAUGCAUUCCGUGGGAUCCCGUUUGCCGAGAAACCCGUCCGGUUCUCGAAGCCGCGAGCCAAGGAAUGGUCGGGGGAGUUCAAUGCGACAACCUUCAAGGAGAGGUGCCCGCAAGCGCUUACAGAGGGAACCAGUGAAGAUUGCCUGUACCUUAAUGUGUGGGCGCCAAACCCAAAGCCUUCCAAAGCAGCCGUUAUGGUCUUCAUCCACGGUGGUGGAUAUGUGUCAGGGGCAGGCGAUUACAAAGGUUACCACGGCACACAGCUCGUGGCGUAUCAAGACGUCGUUGUUGUGACUUGUAACUACAGACUAGGCAGCUUCGGCUUUCUCACCACAGGUGAUCCAGAGUUACCAGGGAACUAUGGGCUAUGGGACCAGCGCGAAGCACUGAAAUGGGUGAAGGCACAUAUAACUGCUUUUGGAGGUGACUCUGACAGGAUAACCAUUUUCGGACAGAGUGCUGGUGCUGGGUCGGUCAGUCUUCUGACACUGGCGGAACCAGCCUGGGAGUUCUUCGACAGAGCAAUCGUACAGAGUGGACAAGCUUUGUGUCCGUGGUCUUUGGAGUUGGACAAGGCAAAGGCUAGGCAGGAUGCCUUCGAAGUCGGUAGGAAUGCCGGGUGUGGGGAGAUUGAGACCAGUGCAGAGCUUGCUGAGUGUCUACGGGUUGUUGACACCGAAAGACUCAAUGCGGCGACAACUGCGGUCCUUCUGAAAACGAGGAAUGUCAUUCCAUUCGUUCCGACAGUUGACGGUGAACUCAUUACAGACAAUCCCCUCAACCUCUUUACCAACGGCAAGUUCAAACAGUGCGAUAUCAUGACGGGAGCGAUGAGGGACGAGGGGACCAUCUUAGCUGCCAGAGCUUUUCUCAGUCAAAUCAACACGACUCACCCAAUGGUUACCCGUGAAGAGUUUGAAUCCAAACUGAGCACGUAUGUCUACAGAUUUACUAAUGAUAUGAUCCUGGACUCCAUCAAGCAAGAAUAUUACAACUGGGCAGAUGUGGAGGAUCCUGAUACUAAUUUCUUCUGGAGUUUUGUCCGGAUCACCACAGAUGAGGCAUUUGUGUGCCCGAUAGAGGCUGGUGCACGAGCCUAUACCAAUGCUGGUAUGAACACCUACCUGUAUCAUAUGACGUACGUGCCGUCAGUUCGUAACUUCGGUGAGAAUAUUCCAUGGGUUGAUGUCGUCGCUCACUCUGACGAGAUCACGUUUGUAUUUGGGCAUGGGUUGUUCGUGGAAAACCCAGUCAACAUAACGGCAGUAGAGAUGAAUAUGACGCUGGAUUUAAUGAGAUAUUGGACUAAUUUUGCCAAAACUGGAAAUCCGAACCUUGAGUUUGCCAGCCAGUCUGAGAACGAAGAAGACGAGACAAACUGGGCAAAGUUUUCGAUUCCUGAGCUGGCGUAUAAGGAUAUUGCACCCUCUAUGAAGGACAGUAGGGCAUUGAGGAGUGCUCAGUGUCAAUUCUGGAACGAAUAUCUACCGAAACUCAACUACUUUAUAGACGAAACAGACGAAGAAGAGUGGCAAUGGCGGGAAGAAUUCUACGGAUGGAAGUCGCAGGAGAUACCAGACUGGCGCCAAGCGUAUGCAGAGUAUAUGGAGGUCGUUGGAAACGAUGUCAAUUCUUGA
This is a messenger RNA of Asterias rubens (European starfish), 1788 nucleotides long. Its product is annotated as cholinesterase 1-like. Gene Ontology annotation, biological process: acetylcholine catabolic process; choline metabolic process. Gene Ontology annotation, molecular function: acetylcholinesterase activity. The record is from RefSeq and is a predicted model, not a curated record. The coding region runs from base 1 to 1788 and encodes 595 amino acids. Gene Ontology annotation, cellular component: plasma membrane. Lineage: Eukaryota; Metazoa; Echinodermata; Asteroidea; Forcipulatida; Asteriidae. The transcript is spliced from 8 exons.